This is a messenger RNA of Ictalurus furcatus (blue catfish), 1859 nucleotides long. RefSeq names its product zinc finger DHHC-type palmitoyltransferase 4 (gene zdhhc4). Gene Ontology annotation, molecular function: protein-cysteine S-palmitoyltransferase activity. Gene Ontology annotation, biological process: peptidyl-L-cysteine S-palmitoylation; protein targeting to membrane. Bases 123 to 1160 code for a protein of 345 amino acids. NCBI's taxonomy places the organism in Eukaryota, Metazoa, Chordata, Actinopteri, Siluriformes, Ictaluridae. The transcript has 7 exons. The record is from RefSeq and is a predicted model, not a curated record. Gene Ontology annotation, cellular component: Golgi apparatus; endoplasmic reticulum.
UGUUUUAACUCGCUUCACGCUGCUGGUUACCUGUGGCUAAUGAAAGGAGACAUGAGGAAAUAAACUGCCGGGGGAUUGUGGAGGAAUGUUUUGUAAAUGAAAAAAGCACAGCGCCCAGGUAAAUGGACUUCCUGACUCUUUUCGGGAUCUAUGUGGCGGUGGUGCUCACCUGCAUCGCCCUGGUGUGUAGAUACUCAGACCAACAGCACACUCCUUUUAGCCGAGUCUACAACACUCUCUCUGAGGUUGUUACUCCUUGGAUUCCACAAUGCAUUCAAAAUAUUUGCUACAGGAUUAUGCACAGACUCUUCCAUCAGAGAAACAGGCUCUUCAUUUACUUACACCUUAUUCUUGAGGCUGCUGUGUAUGGAGAAUUCUCCUAUGAGCUAUUUGGGUUCUGUUUAGAAAUGGACACCACUUUGUUUAACGUGUGUCUUCCAUAUUUCUUCUUGGCAAUUAAGUCCUACAUCUUUUACCUGUGCUGUAGUAAAGAUCCAGGUACACUGACAAAGGAAAACCAUGCAGUUCAACUGAAGGUGUACCAGUAUGAUGAGAGGUUGUUUCAAGAGGGAGUCUUUUGCCAAACAUGUCAGUUGGUGAAACCUGCCAGAUCUAAACACUGUAGUGUAUGUGACCGUUGUGUUCAGAGAUUUGACCACCACUGUGUCUGGGUGAAUAACUGCAUCGGUGCUCAGAAUACUAGAUUCUUCCUGCUCUACCUGCUGAGCCUAUGUGCCAUGGCAGGCAAUAUUGCAAUUCUCACAGCAGACAUGUUGUUUCAUACUGUCCUGCGAUCUGGAAUCAUGAAUGCACAUUACGUUGAUGCGGAGGGUCAGCAGCAGCCUGUAGGACCACUGUUUGUUAUACAGCAUCUCUUCAUGACCUUCCCGAGGAUAGUCUUCAUGCUUGGCUUCGUGGUAUUUGUAUUUUUCCUUGUGGCGGGGUAUACCCUGUUUCACUGUUAUCUGGCUUUGGUGAAUCAGACAUCUAAUGAAUGGUUCAAGCAGAAAGGCCAUGGCUGCCAGUACUGCAAUCCUGUCUCUGGACAUCGAUGCCGUACGUCCUACAACCCAUUACGUGGUUUUUAUCACAGAGGAAUCCUCAAAAAUCUUGGGGAAAUAGUUUGGCCUUUAUGCCCUACUCAGAAGAAAGACAAUUAGCUUCUGCUUAAAGGAGUUUGACCAAAAAAAGAAAUGUAGACAAUUUUCUCCCAACUCCAAAUGUAGUUAUAUGUGGAACAAAACAAUAGUGUUUGCUCAUGGUGCUAACAAGUAAGAGAAGCUAAUAGCCACCAGUUUAGCAUUGUGCAAACUACAUGCCUAAAUCUUUGCACAUUUGCAUGCCAUUAAAUUAUCUCAAAAACACUUGUUAAUGUUGUUUCUGACUUUGUAUGACACUUUUUUAUUUAUAAAAUGCACAAAAGGACAUCACAGAGCAGACAACAGUAGCAGCAGCUAUCAUGGAUCCAGAAUCACUUUCUUCAUUAUAUAGUUUUGUAUGACUUUGUGCAAAUAUCAGAGUUGUGUAGAGGUCACAGUCAUUUGUUAGAAAUGAUUUCGAUAAAAAAUAGUUUAGAAUUGAUACUUAAUUGUUUUAAUUUAGACCUAUUAUUUUAUGAAAAGGUUUAAAUACAUGUGGUAUCCAAAAAUGCUAAAAGGGUUUCUAGAAAGGCAAUGUGUGAGAAAUUAGAUGCAGUUCGCGUAAUACUUUCUCUUUAUUUAUCAACAUUUGUUCUGUAGCUCCACUAUAAAAAGGAAAAGUACCUUUUGGAUCCCGAACAUGUCUUGUAACUACUUUUAUCUGUAAAUUGCUUUUCUUUAACGUGAUGUUUUCAUACCACUGUUUUUAAUGAAUUGUUU